GUGCAGGGGGAGAACAGGGAUCAGUGGGGAUUUUGGGGCGAAUGUCCUGGGCUAGGUCAGGGGGUCAUGGGCCACGUAGAGGUCCCAGGCUGCAUCGCAGUCACAGGCUCACAGCUCUGUCCUGUCCCAGCACGUCACAGCGAGGAAGAUGGUGAAGGAGACAGGCUACUACGACUUGCUGGGCGUGCGGCCGGGCGCCAGCUUGGACGAGAUCAAGCGGGCGUACCGGCGCCUGGCACUGCGCUACCACCCCGACAAGAACCCCAGCGAGGGCGAGCGGUUCAAGCAGAUCUCCCAAGCCUACGAGGUGCUGUCGGAUGCCCACAAACGGGCGCUGUACGACCGUGGUGGCGAGCGGGCCAUGAAGGAAGGAGGCCUGGGUGGCCGCGGGGGAGGCAGCGGCUUCGGCUCCCCCAUGGACAUCUUCGACCUCUUCUUUGGAGGGGGAGUGCGGAUGCGUGGCCGGGCAGACAGGAGAGGGAAGACAGUGGUGCACCAGCUCUCAGUGUCACUGGAGGACCUGUACAAUGGCUCCACACGGAAGCUGUCCUUGCAGAAGAACAUCAUCUGCCGCAAGUGUGGAGGCUGUGGGGUGCGGGAGGGUGCCCAGAGAAGGUGCCCCAAGUGCCAUGGCUCGGGCAUGGAGGUUCGCAUCCACCAGCUGGGGCCCAGCAUGAUCCAGCAGAUCCAGACGGUGUGUUCCCAGUGCCAGGGCCAGGGCGAGUGGAUCCGGCCCCGGGACUGCUGCCUCACCUGCAACGGCCGCAAGGUUGUACGGGAGAAGAAGAUCCUCAGCGUGCACCUGGAUAAAGGCAUGAAGGAUGGGCAGAAAAUCACCUUCCACGAGGAAGGGGACCAGGUGCCUGGCCUGGAGCCCGGGGACAUCAUCAUUGUCCUGGACCAGAAGGAGCAUCCUGUUUUCCGGCGCAGCGGCGAUGACCUCAUUGUCAAGAGGGAGAUCAGCCUGGCAGACGCCCUGUGCGGGUGCCGGCAGGUGAUUCGCACCCUGGACAACCGCACCCUGCUCGUGUCCUCCCCGCCAGGUGACGUGAUCCGGCCUGGGGACCUGAAGUGCAUCCCCAACGAGGGGAUGCCUGUCUACAGGAGCCCCUUUCAGAAGGGAAAGCUCAUCCUGCAGUUCGAGGUGAAGUUUCCGGAGCCGGGCUGGCUCCCUGCUGACCGCCUGCGCCAGCUCCAGGCCUUCUUCCCGCCGCAGGAGGAGGUGAUGGCCACGGAGGACACGGAGGAGGUGGAGCUCAGUGAUUACACAGCGCACGGGGGGCCCGGCCGGCGGCCCUACACUGGAGAAGCGUAUCACGAGGAUGACUUCGAGGACGGGAUGCGCCAGCAUGUCCAGUGCCAGACCUCAUAG
This is a messenger RNA of Sturnus vulgaris (Common starling), 1372 nucleotides long. RefSeq names its product dnaJ homolog subfamily A member 1-like. The record is from RefSeq and is a predicted model, not a curated record. Gene Ontology annotation, biological process: response to heat; protein folding. Lineage: Eukaryota; Metazoa; Chordata; Aves; Passeriformes; Sturnidae. Gene Ontology annotation, molecular function: ATP binding; Hsp70 protein binding.